Messenger RNA from Seminavis robusta, 2007 nucleotides. The record is from the annotation of a GenBank genome assembly. Lineage: Eukaryota; Bacillariophyta; Bacillariophyceae; Naviculales; Naviculaceae.
AUGACAAUGACGAGUCUCCUGCUCAUUUCCCUGUUGGUAGCGUCCCUUCAGGUGUCCACCGCUGUCAACAUUACCACCACUCGUCGCAACAGCACCAUCUUUGCUCCAGUAGUUCAAGACUUUGGUCCGGACCAACCUCGCUAUUGGCCUCAAUACGGCGGCAAGCGUGUGGUCAAACUCUUGGAUGGGACCUGGGAAAUGGGGCAAUUGGGCUCCAUCGAUCAUCCUCCUCCCGCCGACUACGAUUCCAUGGAUCCCAACUUUGAUCCCUCCAAAGCGGAAACUCCCAACUCGACCGAAAUUCCCUCCUGCAUUGACAAUACGCCUCCGGGAUAUUUGGGAUACCGUGGCAUUACUUAUUUCCGUACUCAUUUUGACUAUGACUUGACCGCGUCUCCCGCCCGCUUGGUCUUUCAGGCGUGUUCCUUUUAUUGUCGCGUCUUUGUCAAUGGACAAGAAGUGGGAGAUCACAGAGCCGGUGGUUAUGUCGCCUUUGCUUUGGAUAUCCCCAAACAACCUGCCAACAGUACCAAUGGUACCACCAACCACAAUGAACUCUUUGUUUUGGUCGAUAAUCGAUUCAACAAAACGACCGCGCCCACCCACGAACGGGGGGACUAUUGGCAUUACAGUGGCAUUAUGAGAUCCGUCGAACUCCAUACGAUCGACGAAAGUCAAGUGUGGCCUUGGCGGGUCUACGUCUUGCCCACAUCCCUUAAAACAGUUGACAUUACCGUCCACUUGACUGAUCCUACCUAUUCGGGGAAAAUUACCGGGGGUUUUGCCUUUGAUAAAGUCAAGGGGAAUCCCUUUGUGCGAUUCCAUGCCAAGGCAGAAAAUGGAAUCUUGACGGUACCCAUUCAUCAUGUACCCGGUCCACGCUUGUGGUCCAUUUCCAAUCCCAACCUGCAUACGAUUGGUAUCAAGAUCAACGGUGGCAUUGUCACGGAACGAUUUGGACUGCGACAAUUUGGAGUUGACAAGGCAACGAGUCGCAUCACGGUCAAUGGCGAAAUUGUCAAAUUGGUGGGAUGGAAUCAUCAUACGCAGUGGCCGGAAACGGCCGCGUCACCCACCGAGAAGGAUAUGGACAAUGACAUGGCACUGUUACUGCAAGCGGGGACCAACUAUGUGCGAGGAGCCCAUUAUCCACAAGAUCCCCGGUGGUUGGAUCGAUUGGAUGAAGCGGGAGUCAUCAUGUGGUGCGAAACGCUAGGUGCGGGUGUCAAAAAAGAAGAUACGGUCGAUCCCUACUUUAUGAAGUAUCAGACGCAACAACUCCAUGAAAUGAUGGACAAUGCUCUGAAUCAUGCAUCGAUCAUGUUGUGGGCCUUUUUCAAUGAAGGACCCUCGGAUCAUGCCGAUGCCUGUGUCGGGUACGAGACUUGCGUCAAGGUCAUCAAGGAACGAGACCCCACCCGGCUGGUCACGUGGGCCAGCAACAAGUUGCAAAAUGACAAGUGCCUUCAUGCGGCCGAUGUCGUCAGUUUCAACAAUUAUCCGGCGUGGUAUGGUCGACCCAACGUUGAUCCGGUGGCCUUUUGGAACCAUCAUGCCGACCAUGUGAAGGCAGGAGCCUACAAUGGGACAUUGGGGAAACCCUUUUUGAUUUCGGAGACAGGUGCCGGUGGAAUCUACGAAUGGUCCGACAACAAGACGGCUGCCAAAUGGACAUUGGCGUAUCAGAGCAAGAUCAUUGGCAAAGAUGUCGAUGUUGCCAUUGCCAACCAGAACAUUUCGGGCGUGACGUUAUGGCACUUUUUCGAUUUCAAGACAUUUGACAACACCGAGAACAACACGCACUGUGACUACGUUCCCGAUAAGUAUCCACCCAUCUGCGCCUUUAUCAAUGUCAGUUCUUACAGACCUGGUGGCUUGAAUCACAAGGGAGUGAUUGACUUUUGGCGUCGAAAGAAGCCAAUCUAUGACAUUGUGGCUGGGAAGUACAAUGCCACGAGAAAGUUCCUGAAUUACACGACAACAGAUGUAGAUGUGAGCACCUCAUAG